This is a messenger RNA of Paramecium sonneborni, 1604 nucleotides long. NCBI's taxonomy places the organism in Eukaryota, Ciliophora, Oligohymenophorea, Peniculida, Parameciidae. The record is from the annotation of a GenBank genome assembly.
GAAAAAAAUGCCACCAAGGAGAAAUACUCGUAAUAACCAUAGAAUAUAAGAAUUCUUUGGUAAUGGAACUAAGAAAGAAAAGAAAGAAAUAAAAUAGAUGCAAAAACAAUUUAAGAAGUGUCCAUAACUUGGAUAGGUUGGAUCAUAAUUAAGAAGAGUACUACAAUAAUAUAGAGAAGAAAUAAUGAAAGAAUUUAAUUAUGGAGACUUAGUUAAAUAAAUAUCUGAGAUAUCAAAAUUAGAAUAGAUUGGAGGAAUGUUAAACUCAAUUUUAUAUUUGAAUGUUACUAAAGUAUCAGAUUAUUGGAGUGAUGUUUAUACUCCUGAUAAUGUUGAUGAUGUAAAUAAUUAUCUAAAUUAGUUACUUAGUCAAUAAAAUACAUUAAUUUUGAAACAUUGGCUUAAGAGUUCAUUUUCUAUUCUAAAAUAAGACUAGCUAGAAGAUUCUGAUUCAUGGGAUUCUUAAUCUAAUUAAGUCAAUAAUUAAAAUUGGAAUUAUUAAAUGCUCAAUAUCUAUGGAGCAAGUGGUAAAAUGAGUACUAUUUUUGCUAUUGCUCGAACAUAUAAUAUAGAAGUUAUUCUUACAUAUGAAAAUACAGAAAAAAAAGAAUUUGAAGAAAUGUUAGCUAGUCAACAUAUCAAAUUUAAACCAGAAUAAUAAAACAAUGAAUUUGGAAUCAAAAAAAAAAUCAUUAUUCAUAGAGGACCUUUACCAAAAUUUAUUAAUUCAAAAUUUCUAUAAAUUUAAAGGGUUCCUUUCAUUUGGAUUACAGGUAUUUUUUAUAUUCAUCUUUUAUUAGAUACAUAUCAAAAUCAUGAAUUAUUUGAUGCUUUUGAAUUACUUCAAUAUUAACAUGAAGAAAUUGUCAAAUAUUUCUAUUUGAUUCUAAUAAUUGAAUAUAAUUAUAGGGAUUAAUUAGAUUCUAUUAACACAGAAUUCAAAAAGAAAGUCAUUUAUGAAAAUUUGAUAGAAAAACUUAAAUUUGGAGAUUUUUAUAAUAAUUUUUACAUAAUAAAACCCACUAUUGCAAUCAAAGAUUUAAAUAUUAAGUUUGAUCUUUCAGAAAUAAGUAUGAUUACCUUGCAAAUGAAAGGAAAUAUGAAGAGUAUUCUAAAUUGGUUGUAAUUCCAUCAUGAAGACUAAAGUACACAUUUAUUGAUUAUGUAAAUGAAAUUAAAUGAAACCCAUUUACAAUACAUGCUUAAAAAUCAUUUGCCCAUCUUUAAAUGUGAUUAAUUUAAUAAUUAGUUUAAUUAACAUGCUUAACAAUGGCUUGAUGAAUAAUGUAUCGAAUUAGUGGAUGAUAUUGUCUAAUAUAAGAAUGAUAUCUUGAAACGUAACUAUACAAAAAGGUCAUUGAAAUUCAAAAUAAAUUCAUUCCUUUUAAAUUAUACGAUUAAAGUAAGACAAUGAUAUAUUAUAUGAUAGAUAAAUGCAAUGAAUACAAAAUAGCAUACUUCCAGUACAAGAUAGAGAAGAUUAAAUAAAGAGCCAAAGGAUAUAUAUAAACCACUUCAAUAAUUCUUCAAAGAUGAAGAAGAAUAUGAAUAGUUUAAACAAUUCGAUAAAUCUUCUGCAUUUUUGGUGAACUGAUAAAAGAUGC